This is a messenger RNA of Vitrella brassicaformis, 1025 nucleotides long. The record is from the annotation of a GenBank genome assembly. Lineage: Eukaryota; Vitrellaceae.
CUGCAUUGCAUUCAUGAGUCUCCUUUCUGUGCGUAUCAGUGCAGCCAGCUGCAGAGCGUCUUGUCAUGAGCAGUGCAUUCACAUGCUCUGUUUAUUUGCGCAACACAACACUCCCACAACGCACCCACCCAGCCAGGCAUGAACGCUCAUUGAAGACGACCAUUUGAGCAAAAACUGACUGAUACGUUCGUUUGCACAGCACACCGACUGACUGACUGACUGACUGAAGGCAUAGCUGCAGAGUGCGGCAUCCACACAUUUAGGACACGCACACACACACGAUCAGCCCAUGCCCAAUGGGAAAACAUACACACUCGCCUUCACUGCACCGCCCCAUCAAUAAAGACAUCAGACAAAUGACUGCUCCCAAGUCCCCGAAAACGACACGCUGCCAUCCUGAUCAGUGGACACCCCGGCGGGGUGGGAAUGACGAUCGUCAAGGUGUCGAUGGGCAUCUCGAGCAGGGAUGCCGCAGUGUGCGCCCUUCCUGAUGCGGCCGUAGCAAUAGCCGCCGACAGCAAACAGGUCCCACAGCCUCUCGAGCAUAUUCUCGUUCGGGAAAAGCCUUGGCUGGGCCACACGAGAGCAGACCAGGGUGAGCAGAGUGCGGUUCCCACACACACGAGCAGCAUAUGGCCGCAUAGCCGAAGGCUGCACACACACGGGAGGAAACACAGGAGGGCCGGACGACAAAAGUAUCCGUCUACCUGCGUCGACUUACGAGCGUAGAGGAGGAUGGCGGCCAUCGUGAUGACGCCAUACUUGCACGCCACAAGCUGCAAAGCUAUGCUGUGGUACGUCCCACAGACAAACAGCACAUUGAGGAUUGCCAGCAGAGGGCCUCCCGCUGCAAACAAAGCACCAAACGAUGGCAGAGAUGGGAUGGCAACUCACUGCAAAGAGUGUCUUCGCAGCUCGCCUGCUUACCGAUGCCGCACAUGGCGACGAUGCCGGCACAUAAAUUGACGUCAGGCAUCAGGACAAUCACACUCGCUCCCAAGGCCGCUUUCCAUCAAAGAGCCAAG